This is a messenger RNA of Kwoniella shivajii, 792 nucleotides long. RefSeq lists its product as uncharacterized. The transcript has 5 exons. NCBI's taxonomy places the organism in Eukaryota, Fungi, Basidiomycota, Tremellomycetes, Tremellales, Cryptococcaceae. Gene Ontology annotation, molecular function: nucleic acid binding; zinc ion binding. The coding region runs from base 1 to 792 and encodes 263 amino acids. Gene Ontology annotation, cellular component: U4/U6 x U5 tri-snRNP complex; spliceosomal complex. Gene Ontology annotation, biological process: mRNA splicing, via spliceosome. The record is from RefSeq and is a predicted model, not a curated record.
AUGGCAGACAAGGCACAAUCGUCGACGGCUGCUGCUAGGCCGUCAUGGAACAAGGAGGAAUGGGAGGCAAAAGCCAAAGCUAAAGAUGAGGAGGGUGCUGAAUAUGCCAAGGCAGCCGAAGAAGCCAUGUCACAGGGGAAAGCACCUCCUCGAAGAAAGAUAGGAGAUGAUCUACCGAAACCUACCAAAAACCUCGAAGCUAGAAAAGAAGAUUUAGAUUUAAAUAAAAACCUGAAUAAGACUAUGUUAGUACAAACGACGACGACGGGUAAAGGACCCAGAGGAGCUGGAUUUUAUUGUGAAAUGUGUAAUUUGACUUAUAAAGAUUCAUUGUCAUAUUUGGAUCAUGUGAAUGGUCGUGGACAUCUACGAAUGUUAGGUCAAACUACUCAAGUGGCAAGAUCAACGUUAACGCAAGUUCGAGCUAGAAUAGCAGCCCUAAGAGAAGCUACAAAAACAGCUGUAACGGCUAAAAACUUUGAUUUCCAAGCACGUUUGAAAGCUGUGAGAGAUGCGGAAUCCGAGGAAAAGCAAAGACGUCGUGAGGAGAAGAAGAGGAAAAGGGAGAAGAAAAGAGAAGAAGACGAGUUACGUCAAUUAGGUAUAUAUAGAGGUGAUCAAGAAGAAGAAAAUAAUAAUCAAUCUGCUCAAAUGAAUGGGAAAGAUGCUAAGAAAAGAAGAAAAGUUGAGAAGAGAGAAGAUAAGGAAGUCGAACAAGCUAUAAAAGAAAGAGAUGAUAUGGCCAAUAUGAUGGGUUUCGGUGGUUUCGGUGGUGGAGCGAAGAAGAGAUAA